Messenger RNA from [Torrubiella] hemipterigena, 981 nucleotides. Lineage: Eukaryota; Fungi; Ascomycota; Sordariomycetes; Hypocreales; Clavicipitaceae. The record is from the annotation of a GenBank genome assembly.
AUGCUUCUCAAAUACCUCAACUGUGCAGCAGCCGCUGCGGCUGUGGCCAUCACCCCUCAACUGUCAGAACAAGACAUGAAGACAGUAGAACAGGUCUGGCCUGAAGCUGCCCAGACGCCCAUGUCUGCCGCUCUCUCUCGGGCCUUGACAGUGCCUUGCCCCAAAUGCCCCGGCGAGAAUGCCGAGCUGCACUUUGCUUUUAAUAUUCAAAAGAGCACAAAACUUGCACUCAACGGCUUUGAGGUGUACCCCGACGCUGACCCGUUCCACGGCGACCUCCAAGCAAGGCUUUACGCUGACGGUGGCCCCAAUGAGUUGCAAAAGCUUGGCUACAGCAUCGCCACCGUUCCCUUGACCCCAGCCGACCCCGAAAGCCGCUUUCAGGUUGUCGAUGUCACUCUUCGAGUUGUUGAAGUUGGAUCCCUCUUUGUAGAUGAUCUUCCCACUAUUGUUGUUCGCAUGGUAGAGUUACCAACUGGCGAGACCUUUAUUGGCAACAUUGAGACGCUGGACCAAGUCAAGGACACUUGCACCUCUGCGCUCUGCCGCCUUGGAGAAAAAUUCGACUUGCUAUGGGAGAGCUUUGAGGAGCUUAAGAGCGUCAAGUUUUGGGACUGCACCGCUGGUGACAGAUCUUGCAUCCGCCGCAUGGCGUGGUCCAUUAGCGGAACAACCUCCAUGGAUCGUUUGAGUGGUGACAAGAUCUCUACUCAGGGCCAAAAGAUUCUUGGUCGCCCCCGAGAGUGGUCAAGACUCAUCAAGCAGGUUUCGUCUUAUGUAUUUCUCCCUGUACUUUUUGGAAUUACUGGCGGUAUUCUCAUUGCCUGCUUCUUUGUAUUUAUCAGCACCGUGCGACGAGUUGUGUUUGGAAAGCGACAGCGCCGUGCAUGGUACGAGCGCAGAAAACGAGGCUCUCGUUCAGUCGACGAAAAAGUCGGUCUCAUGAGCAGCCACCAGGAGCAGCAGCAGCCAAUGUGCUAG